Messenger RNA from Pocillopora meandrina, 7709 nucleotides. The record is from the annotation of a GenBank genome assembly. Lineage: Eukaryota; Metazoa; Cnidaria; Anthozoa; Scleractinia; Pocilloporidae.
AUGAAAGUGCCUUAUUCGUGGUUCGUUCUCCUAUUUCUGGUAGGAUUAUUAUCUGUUUCUGAAUGAUAUUGAGGUAUUUUUCAUUUUAAGUGAAACAUUUUUCAUCUAUUUCCUCACUUAUGACUGGUAAGGUGAAAACUUUUCCGUUACUAAAAUGCCGCUAAAAGAUGACCAUCAUCAAACAACAUCCUGAAAAUUUCGAUCGUGUCUCUAUACAUCUUUAAGAACUAAAAAAAACUAAUUCAGAUAAAUUAGGAGAGCUCUAUCGACAAGUUAAUUUUGUAAGACACUGUUUCUCUCCAUCGAUCGGGUACUCAGGUUGCUGAUUAGCUUAAUUACUUUUUUCGACCAAAUUCUACCAUUACUUAAAUAAUGACUAUUUUUAAGUGAGACCGUAUUAAGGAAGUUUAAAAAAAAAGAUCGGGAUGUAAUUCGCCAGGCUUUAAACAACCAUGAACCUAAUGUAGGCAUAGCUAGGGUAUUUGCCUUGAGACUUUGGAUUGUUUGUAUGAACUAUGUUAAAAUAUGCAUACGAUCUGAGUGUGUACAUAUUUGUUAAAAAAAGCAUCAUUUAUGUCUUUACAAAUACGAUGUAAUAUCAAGAUCAAAGAGAAAAAAUUUAAGACAUACGAUAAUUUCAGAGCUACAACUAGUUUCAGGCCUCACGAAACGAUUAUUGAGGAUUCUCUGUCUCUAAAUACUUUGUUUAAAGUACAUUAUUCAUCCUUCUCUGCAAAAGAAACAUCUUGUAAAGUAUCGUUACAAGAGAUAUACUUUAAUUGCUUUUCAGGUUGUGAGAUCAAACGGAGAACAAGGUAAGUCUGAUAGUGAAAGGUAUGUACCAGCGGCAGUUACCAUCAUUUCUAGGCUGAAUCCCUUUUAUCGUCAAGCUGUGACUGAAAAUUGAACGGCUGCAUCUGUCGUAUUAAGUAUUAUAUUCUGGGUUCAAAAUAGAACACCUCCCAGGCUCCUACGGUCAUUUUCAUCGUUUGAACGACAUAUCAAUCACUAAUAGAUGACAGCACAGGCGGCCAAGCUCAAGUCUCGAGAAAAAACCAACGAUUAAUUCAUGAAAGCGUCACGCGUUGUGUGACUCGGUGUUAAGUUCGGCGUGGGGAACCGUUGAAAAUUUGAACACGUUACAAGGAACAGUACGGGGGACCAAAUGUAGUCGAUUUACAACAAUAAAUAUUUCGAAAUAUGAACACACGUAAAAUCAAUAAAACUUACCCACAUUCUUUGUGUCCGUCGAAGUUUCCGACGAUUUCUGCCGUUUUAAGCAUGCUUUACCAUCACUGUUAUUCAUGUUAAAAGACGAAGUUCCCUAUACUAUUCCUUGUGGCGUGUUCAAAUUUUUAACGCGUGACGCUUUCAUGAAUUAACUGUUGGCUUUUUCUCGAGACGUGAGCUUGGGCCGCCUGUGAUGACAGCGCUUUGCGUUAAAGUAUCUCUCCGAAUUAUCACAAACCCAGACCUGAAACAUAUCGAGUUAAGAUAACGUAAACAAAUACCCAUAUAGGCAUUAUUCCAAAUAACCCACGGAACGUCAACAAACCCUGAAAGAAACAACAAGACUACGGGAAAGGAGCCUUAUAAGUCCCGACAUAAAAGAAACCUUAGUUAUGAAAGGGUGAAAUUAGCUUUACAGUUUGACCCAAAUAAAUGUACGAGAUUUGAUCUCUUGGCUAGUUUCCCUUUUUUUGGGUUAAAAUCUCACCUUUUGCUUUCCACCUUAAAUUGAUUUGAUUUUAUGAUAAGCUUAUCGGAAAGCGCCUUUUUCAUUAAAUUCAAAAUUAACACAACGGCUACUGAAUAAAAAAGGAAUUAUAACUGAGAGGCAAUCACGACUAAGUAAAAAGAUUGCCUGAAGCGCUUGAAAAUGGAGACUGACCAAUGAUUAAGAUGAGAGAGUGGCACGUGUUUCCUGGACAGGUCCCAUAGAGUAUAUAGAGUGCAGAAAGAUUUUGUUAUGCAUCUUUUGAGUAUUGAUGAGGAUGUUGUCUACAUGUACUUACAUGCAUAUUCCAAAAAAAAUAUUUAGAAUGUAAAGUUCCUCUCGGCAUGGAAAACGGCAACAUACAGGACGACCAAAUAACAGCGUCCUCGCAAUGGAACUCAGCCACUCACGGCACCACCCGGGCUAGGUUGAAUCUUCUACCAAGCUCAGGAGCGGGAGGUUGGGUGGCUUUACAGCACACAGUUGAUGAGUGGCUCCAAGUGGACCUACGCAGUCAAUAUACGAGUGUUACAGGCCUGGCUACACAGGGGAGGAAUGAUCACGGUCAAUGGGUGACAAAAUACUACGUGCAGUACAGUUAUGAUGGAGUUAAGUUUGAUUCUUACAAGGAAAAUGGCCAGUCAUUGCGCAAGGUAACAGACAGUAAAAGGUUGAUCAACCGAAUUUGCAGCUGCAAUACAUGACUGAUCCAUAUGCCUACAUGAGGUUUCCAGUUAUCUCACCACACCAAGUUUCUCAUUUAUCUAAGUCCUUUUUCAUCAUUCCUUUGAUGCUGUUACAAUUAGCCACUUCAAUUUGGCCAUGCUUAAAUGCAAUUGUGAUUCAUUACAAUUUCUGAAACACUUCUGAUCAACUACACUAUAUUUUCCUUGAUUUAUUCCAUACUCUUUCUAUAUUUCAAAUCCAUUCUAUAUCCCUCUUCUAGAUUUGGGUGACCUAAAAACAAUAUUACCUUUCAUCUUUUUUUUUUAUUACUUUUUCUGCAAGUUAUCAAUAACAACUCUACUCCUGGAAAAAAAACCUUACUAUGACUCCGUAUUUUUUGGUUUAACAACUUUCCUAAUUUUCCCCAGCAAAUAAAAUUAAACAGCAUAAAAACUGGUCAUAACCCUUUUCCACCUAACAUUAGCAUUCUUGGUCUCUGUAGAAAUCUCUUUCGUUCUUAAAUUUCAAGUAACAAUUUUUCUCUUCCUCUUCCCCCUUCGUAUUCUUUUUGUACUCUUAGUUUGUUUUCGUGGAGUUUUAGUUAUUUUUGAGCUUUCGUUCGCGUAAAUUUGUUACUCCUUUGUUUGGAAUUUUAGGAAGUUUCGGAGUUUUUAUAGCAGCCAAAUGUUGUGGUUCAUUUAACAAGUUUAAAACAUAUUUUCUAUGGAGUUUAGACUCAAGCCUCUUUUUUCGUAAAUUGAUUAUUCUCUCCACACUGUUCUCUGCAUAUUUCCAAGGGUACUGACAAGAAUUUGUUCGAAAAUCAGGAGCUUCUUAAAAUGGUGAUCAUUUCCUUUAUCCUCAUGACCGACACUUUUGAUUCAUAGGUGAUGCUGUGGAUAUACAUUAGAUUCCAUGUACUCUCAGGGGUUAAAGCGUUAAUGAGUACAAUUAUUCCUCUCCUAUGUCAUUAUACCAAACAAGGUCAUGAGGACGCGAACAAUAUGCCACGAUAUAACACUGUAGCACAGGCAAAAAUAUGAAGCAACAAAAUGGCAGCACUGAAUGAUGGAACGAUCCAAACUUUGAUAUCGUUUUCUUUUUUAAAAAAACGAACUUUUAAGUGCGACAGAUUUAUUUUCUGGUAACAAAGAACACUUAAAUGGUUUCGUUCGUGUUGUUUUCGUCUUCCGCGUACUCCUUCUGCGAUCAAUACCAUGCACAGAUAAGGCCGUGGGAUGUAUUUUGCAAGCUGAAAUCGCAACAUCAAAAAGUGAAAUAAUAGUGGGAUAAUAGCUCCCCUAUUUGAUGCUUUAAUACUUAUGUAAUACGAGCGGACAUUUUGUCCAUUGCUUGCAGUAAAGUAUCACGCAACUCGCAAAUAUCCGAGUGUAUUGUAUGUUAAACCAUCGAAUAAGGUGUAUUUAAUGUUUAACUUUUGCUUUCGGUCUAAUUUCCGUUUUACUUCUGAUUUCUAAAAUUUUGUUCAAAGGAAUAGUGACAUCAUGAAAUCGGAUAAAAGAGCGCUACUUUCGUCAAAACUUUUUUCCCAGCUCAGAUUAAUUCCUAACAUUCAACCACUAUUUUGUGCUUUAGGAGUUUUCCGGAAAUCAGGACCGUGAUACAGUUGUAUAUCAUGAACUUAACCCGCCAAUCACAGCACGGUAUAUCCGUUUCCGGCCUCUAACAUGGCAAGGACUUGUGUCAAUGAGGGUUGAACUUUAUACCUGUCUGCAAGGUACUGCCUGAAUUAAUUGACAUGAACCGAAGCUCUGAAACUUUUUAGCGUGAUGCCAGUAAGCUUUAUAAUGAGUGGUUAAUUUUGUUGGUGGUAAAACUCGUGCAUUAUGCAAUCUUUUGCAAUAAACAAUCAACAAUAAUUUAUUAAUGUAGGAGUUAAAAUAGGAGGAUAUUGAAUAAAUAGCACAUAUUUGUGUAAAAAGAUAAAUAUAUAGAUGAAUAAAUGAGAGAGUCUCCACCAAUUUCACCGUUACUGCGAUAAACAAUUAUUUCAGUACUAAAUGGCCAAAAAUGACGUCAUUUCUGACGAUGUGCAGACAUACUUAGGCUCUACUUUUGACUUAAAACAAAACUUACUUUCUACUUACUUUUAGUGUGCACUGCACCAGCCGUUGGUAUGGAAACAGGUGACAUUCUAGAUUCUCAACUGUCUGCCUCAUCGGGAGAUCCUUCAAAGGCUCGUUUGAACGGAGUAGAGGCCUGGUGUCGACAAUGGCCGGAAACUGCGAACGAGAAUGUGUACAUCCAGGUAUUUAACAAAUUUGAAUCUGUCUGCCAAGUUAAAGAUCAAAAUUGACGAAAUAAUGAUGAGGUGAGAAAGAAGUGAACUAUUUAAUGUCCAAAUGAGCUUGCGAGUGACUGCUGGAGGCCGAUUCUUUUUUUGUUCAGGUAUUUUUUAUUUCACCACGUAACUUUUCCUUAUCGCUUUCCUUCCUCAUAAGUAUUGAGCUCCUGAAACUAAUUUUUUUUUCGCGGCUGUCUUUCCAUAACGACUUUGAGUUAAGUUGUCUAUAUUUGUUUGGGUUGAGUUAGGUAUUCAACACGAAAGAUGUGCAACGAGAAUAUCAACAAACGUGGCUAGGGUUGUUCUAUAAAGACGAUCGACUUUGUUUUGAGAUUUCCUUAUGAAUGGGUUUCGUAAAAUAGUCAUGGUCAUAACAGUCAAUCAAACUCAAGUGAUAUUUCAAUUUGAGCCUUUGCAAAACCAACCUAAAAGUUGUAAAGGUCCAUAGAUUCGAAGUAAGAGGGUGGCUUGGACCGAAGCAAAGGAAAAUGAACGCAACCCCACAUUACUUUUGACAAUCCAUUGCUCAAUCUGAUACUUCAUGAGGAUUUGAUAAUUGUAGGUAGAUUUUGGCCGACCUUACCGUAUUUGUGCAGUUGCCACUCAAGGAAAUAAUGCUGGAAACUAUGAUUACUUGAAAGAAUACAAACUGAGAUGGUCAGACGAUGGUGUUAGCUGGAGGGAAAGUCCAGAGGUAAAAGAGAAUUACAAUGGAAACAAGAAAUAUCACAAAAAACUGCCAACUCGUCUGUAUAUAUGAUUAUCAUGGUAUUCAACUAACUAUACUACUUCAAGCGCUCUCUUUCCGACCAACCUCUAUGCAAACAUUAGAAGGAAGAAGAGUUUCUUAUCAGAUAAGUAAGUUUCAUGCGGAUAAUGCAUACAAACCAGGAAUUGACUGAUUUGGGGAAAGUUUCUCGUAAGUCCCGGUAAUGUAACGAGUCUUAACCAUACUUUUAAAUCCCUAACUAAGAAAGAGUAGUGCCGGUCUUUUCUCAAAAAUCCGUUACCUCUUUUCUUUGCCAUGUUGAUCUAUGGAUUGAAUUGCAAACCAAUUAAGUCUCUUUUUUGAAUACAAACAAGUGGCAAACAAAAAUAAAUUAGGUGAUAAGGACAAGUGAGAAACAAGACAUUCGUAAGACAGCCCUUUGGUUGGACAGUUCUUAUUGAAAACAUUUUCUUUUCUUUGAGUCGCAGAGGUGACAACAGCCUUGAGACUAGCAACGUUUAUUUCCAGUACUGCUUUUUAUAAGUACUACUUUUGCAUUAAAUUUUCAGGUUCUAGAAGGAAAUAGCAACGCACAUGAAGUAAAGAAGAACAUUAUUCCGGUUAUUUACGCUCGAUAUUUCCUCCUUAUACCGUUAAAGUGGUAUCAUUGGACAUGCACAAGAAUGGAAGUUUACGGAGAACCUUGGCCAGAAGGUAUAUCUUUAUAUCUUAUUUAUAAAUUUCAAUGACGCUCCAUAAUACCACGUGCACGUGUAUGUCUUUUUUUUUUCUUAUUACAAUUAUCUUUCGUAGAGUUAUAUUUGUUCGACCAUUCUCGUGACAUGUGAACGUCUCCCUCGGCAGUGCCACUGAGGAUUAACUGAGUUAGGAGACCCAAUCCCUCCGAUUGCCCUUGAAUAUAAAGAAGCCUUUGGCCAUCUGGUCUCCUAAGAGUAAUGUUACAUGAACCGUGCACAUUUGCUUGAUGUUCUCAUGGACCAUAGAAAGACUUGUCUGAGCACUGCGAUUGAACAAAACCUUGUGGGGAAGGAUUGUAUAUUUUUACAUCCUCCUGAAAAAAUUCCAAAGUCAGGAAUAUUCCAAAUGUAAUCAUGCAAUGAACUCAUCUUCUACUUUGGGCGCUAUGAUUGGUUGUUUCCUUUGCUAUAUAUGUGCGUGAAAAUGAAUGGCUGCAGUAGUUCAAAACCUAUGUGCUUUGUCUGGUUCAACAUGAAAAACAGUCUUGGAAAUGAUGACAAGAUUUCAAAAAAUUUAACUCCAGUUACGAAUUGUAAAAGAACGUAACAGGUGUUUGCGAGCAAGAAAAACAAAAGGCGUUUUUCCAUUGACACAAGAACAUUGUUACAGGAAAAAAAUCACAGCUCGAACACUGUGAGGCAAAACAGUUUUGUGAUUUUUCAAAUUGUAUCUUCCUGUUCAGUGCACUAAACUCGAGUAGACUAUUUCACCUUGUCUGUUCGGUUUUAGAUAACAAACUCUCAAGCGAUUCGCGCGCCUGAUUGAUUUCUUGCCACGUUUGACGUCAAUUGAGAUCUACAACUGGAACAGACAGACGGAACAUAGAAUCCAUCGGUUAAUUCGAGAGGAUUCCGGGAUAAAGUUUUUCUACUUAAUCCUCCUCUAACUUGAAAGACUCAUUUUGAUCGUGAUGUAGUUGAUUUUAUACUCAGUAACACAACCUGUCUAGUGUGGACUCUACAUAUCAAUGAAAGGUGAAAGCCUAAAAUUAAAACUCUCUAUUUUUCUUCUAUUUUCCAUCUAGUCUCGGGAGCGUUGUUUGAGCCACGGUUUGGUCCGGGUAAAGCACUGCCAGGUCAUGUGAUUUCAUCACAGAGUGUCACUGAUGUCAUACAAUGUAUCAAGUUGUGCUUGGAAACCAAUCAGUGCCAGUCGAUUAAUUUUAACAACCAGCAAAAGAAAUGUGAAGUAAGCGGGUCCAAAAGUGAGAUGGCCCGUAUCCAAGAACGAAACGGCUUUCAUUAUUACGAGGUCGUGUCCUUCCAAGGCAUAUCUAUUUAAGAACAUGCCAAGGUUUCCACUUUACUUACACGUAUACUACGAUAGUAGCUAUACUGUGAAACCUUAAGCUUAAUGGAAGUAGAAACUCUCAUAAGCGAUUUAGUGGCACAAAACAGAAGCAGUCCAUCACAACAGUAGGUACUCAGUCACCACGCCACCAGAAAGACUCACCACCAAGGUGUAAUCAAUCUCGCCUCCAAGGCGUGUUACCUCGACACCACGUAAUAAAUGCAAUUUAAAAAACCCGGGUAUUUCCUUGGCAAUUCGAAAUA